CACUCACUACCAGUCAGUUGACUCACUGUACAAGACCUCUCCCCUUCACUCUACUGCAGGGUGGGAGAUGCAACAAUGGCCUUGAGAACAGCAGGAAGUGUGUUGGUGGUCUUUCUCUGGUCUGUAGCAGUGGUACUGGGUCAGUAUGGCUGGAGUGUGACUUACACCACUCAGAGUAUCUGUGUCUUGAAGGGGUCAACAGUGGAUCUGUCCUGCUCUAUCAGAUAUCCCAGUGGUACAGUCACAUCAACCUUCUGGUUCACUAAAUGGGGGACUGGUGUAGAACCUGAAGAUCUAGGUCAGGACCCAGAGUAUGCAGGUCGUCUGGAGUAUCAUGGGGAUAAGAAGAAUGGUCACAACCUGACAAUCACAGACCUGAGAGAGAAAGACUCAGCUACGUACAAGUUCAGAUUUAUAACAGAUCAGACUGGAGGGAAAUAUACUGGUUAUCCUGGAGUCACUCUGUCUGUCACAGCUCUGCAGGUGAUGGUGACUCCACCACGGUGGGCAACGUCGAAGACACUGACCUGUAUCACCACCUGUACUCUGACUGACAACCCCACCUACAUCUGGUACAAGAACGGACAACAUCUAGAUGAGAGCACCUCCCCCCAGUACAAAGACCCAGUCUUCAGUAACUAUGACGACAGUUACUCCUGUGCUGUAAAAGGCCAUGAGGAUCUCCACUCUCCUGCAGUGUGUGUUCAGGAUCAGGACUGCAGCAGAGUAACUUACACCAAGAGGAGAAUCUGUGUCUUGAAGGGGUCAACAGUGGACAUAUCCUGUACUUAUGUUGGUUAUUAUUCCACCACAUCAACAUUCUGGUUUAGAAGUGAUAAGUCGACCCCUGAAGACCUAACCAGAGACCCAGGGUAUACAGGUCGUGUGAAGUACACUGGACCAUACAGAGGUCCCUUCAUCCUGAGAAUCACAGACCUGAGAGAGGAGGACUCAGCUGAGUAUCGCUUCACUUUUAAAACAGACUACGUUGAAUGGGGUCAUAGUUUCCCAGGAACAACUCUGUCUGUCACAGGUCUGCAGGUGAAGGUGACUCCUGCUGCAGAGGGACAGAAGACACUGACCUGUAUCACCACCUGUACUCUGACUGACAACCCCACCUACAUCUGGUACAAGAACGGACAACGUCUAGAUGAGCCCACUUCCCAGCAGUACUCUGUCAAUAGUUAUUAUUCAGACAGUUACUCCUGUACUGUAAAAGGCCAUGAGGAUCACCACUCUCCUGCAGUGUGUGUUCUGGGUGAGAGCUGUAUGAAUGUGACUUACACCCAUCAGAGUAUCUGUGCUUUGAAAGGGUCAACAGUGGACAUAUCCUGCUUUUACACACAUCCCAGUUGGCAUAAGGUCACAGAAGUAUCCUGGUUCAACAAAUGGGAGUCUGGUGUAACUAAAGACCUGAGACAGGACUCAGAGUAUGCAGAUCGUGUGGAAUACCAUCGACAAACAGAAAAGGACUCCACCCUGAGAAUCACAGACCUGAGAGAGAGUGACUCAACUGAGUACAAGUUUAGAUUUACAACUGAUAAGGCAAGAUGGGGGUACAGCUUCCAUGGAACAACUCUGACUGUCACAGGUACUCAGGUGGAGGUGACUCCUGAAUGGAGAUCAGAGUCGAAGACACUGUCCUGUAGUACCACCUGUCCUCUGAGUAACCACAACCCCACCUACAUCUGGUACAAGAACGGACAACAUCUAGAUGAGAGCACCUCCCCCCAGUACAAAGACCCAGUCUCCAGUAACUAUGAGGACAGUUACUCCUGUGCUGUAAAAGGCCAUGAGGAUCUCCACUCUCCUGCAGUGUGUGUUCAGGGUCAGAUCUGCAGCAGAGUAACUUACACCAAGAGGAGAAUCUGUGUCUUGAAGGGGUCAACAGUGGACAUAUCCUGUACUUAUGUUGGUUAUUAUUCCACCACAUCAACAUUCUGGUUUAGAAGUGAUAAGUCGACCCCUGAAGACCUAACCAGAGACCCAGGGUAUACAGGUCGUGUGAAGUACACUGGAACAUACAGAGGUCCCUCCACCCUGAGAAUCACAGACCUGAGAGAGGAGGACUCAGCUGAGUAUCGCUUCACUUUUAUAACAUACAACUUUGAAUGGGGUCAUAGUUUCCCAGGAACAACUCUGUCUGUCACAGGUCUGCAGGUGAAGGUGACUCCUGCUGCAGAGGGACAGAAGACACUGACCUGUAUCACCACCUGUCCUCUGACUGACAACCCCACCUACAUCUGGUACAAGAACGGACAGAAUGUACAAGAUAACUCCUCCCCCAUGUACUCCAUCAGCAGUGAGGAUGCAGACAGCUACUACUGUGCUGUAAAAGGCCACGAUGGUCUCAGCUCUCCUGCAGUGUAUAAACCAAAGAACACCUCAGUGUCAGUCAGUCCCUCUGGUGAAAUAGUGGAGGGCAGUUCAGUGUCUCUGACCUGCAGCAGUGAUGCCAACCCACCUGUGGACAAAUACACCUGGUACUUUCAAAAUGAGACUUUUCUAAAUGGAUUUGGACAGAUGUACAACAUAAGUAAGUUCAAGUCUAAGGACAAUGGACAUUACCACUGUGAGGCCUGGAAUGGAAGAGGAUCUAGGAACUCUACAGCUCUGAUGAUCAUUUUACCAGGGAAACAGACCUCAGUUGUGACUGCAGCUGUAGGAAUCAUAGUGGUUGUUCUGGUUCUCAUCCUCUGUCUCUCUGGACUCAUGUGGUUCAGGAAGAAGUCCUCCAUAUCCACCUCUGACACAAGAGACACAUCAGAGAAUGUACAGGGAGACUCUAGUCCAGUGUAUGAAAACGUCUCAAGCGUGGCCAUGGCCCCUACUGCAGCACAGACAGCAGCCACCGUCGACCAGGAUGAUGUUCACUAUGCCAGCGUCCACUUCUCUCGCUUCAAAAACCAGGAAGUGCCUCUGUACUCCACCGUCCAGCUGUCUCAACCCCAGAAACAGGAAGAGGAUGUCCAGUACGAUGCUGUGAAAUUCAACCUCCCCAGUGCUGCCAACCAACCCACAGCAGCACAAGCAGCUGAGGAGGACUCUUCUGAGAUCUAUAGUAGAGUCAACAAACCCAGAGGACCUGAACACAACAAACCCAGAACCCAGAAGAGCUGAACACAACAAACCCAGAACCAAGAAGACCUGAACACAACAAGUUUGACAGAAACCCUGUAUAUCUGGACCUGUCUAGUCCAACUAAGUGUUAUAAUAAUAUAUCAUGAUAUGCCAUUUAGAAAUGCUUUCAUCCAAAGUGAGUUAUUAUGUGUGGAUCCAUCUUUCAUGCCGGUGGCCCCAUUGGGAAUUGAACCCAUACACCAUGUUCUACCAACUGAGUCCCAGGACUAUUGUAUUCACACUUAGUUGCAGUGCUGAUCUAGGGUCAGUUUUGCCUUUUAAACUACGAUGAAUAAGAUGGGAAACCUUGUAAAUCAUUUGUAUGUUAAAUAUUUUUCCAGAAAUGUUUAAGUAACAUGGAACAGAAUCUGAACACAACUUUGCUUUGUAUUUCUGUAAUAGCCUCGAUGUACAGUUCUAUUUUAUAUGAAGGCUGAGAACAUUAUAAAUAUAUGUUUUAAUUUCUUCUUGAUGUUUGCUCACAGGAACAAUACUUCUAUUCUACAGUUGUCACGACUUCCACCGAGGGUGACUCCUCUCCCUGUUUGGGCGGUGCUCGGCGUCGCCGGCCUACUAGCUGGCACCGAUCCCCUUUUCCUUUUCAUUUAGUGCUGUCUAGUUUUACACACCUGUGUCUUGUUUUCUCUGAUUUAGGUGGGUAUAAUUUUCCCCGCUGCAGGUUAGGCUGCGUGCGGGAUUGUUUGCCUUAGGGAACAUGUAAGGGGUGCGUGCCUGCACCACGGGCGUUGUUUGUUUCAUUUACGGUAUGUGUUUACCGGGGACAUAUUUGCUCGUGGCUAGCGGAGUUGAGAUUUCUCCCCUGUGUGUGUCGCUGUGCUUGUAGAACCACCAAAAUAAACAGUGGAUUCUCCUUGAA
Messenger RNA from Salmo salar (Atlantic salmon), 3997 nucleotides. Lineage: Eukaryota; Metazoa; Chordata; Actinopteri; Salmoniformes; Salmonidae. The record is from RefSeq and is a predicted model, not a curated record.